Alexandromys fortis (reed vole) is the source of this 3183-nucleotide messenger RNA. It is a transcript of the gene Entpd5, whose product is annotated as ectonucleoside triphosphate diphosphohydrolase 5 (inactive). The coding region runs from base 24 to 1310 and encodes 428 amino acids. The record is from RefSeq and is a predicted model, not a curated record. NCBI's taxonomy places the organism in Eukaryota, Metazoa, Chordata, Mammalia, Rodentia, Cricetidae. Gene Ontology annotation, molecular function: hydrolase activity. The transcript has 13 exons.
CAGGUCCACAUCUUGGGAAGAAUAUGGCCACUUCUUGGGACACUGUCUUUUUCAUGCUGAUGAUAACCUGUGUUGGCAGCACUGUCUUCUACAGAGAGCAGCAGACUUGGUUCGAGGGUGUCUUCUUGUCUUCCAUGUGCCCCAUUAAUGUCAGUGCCAGCACCUUUUAUGGAAUUAUGUUUGAUGCAGGCAGCACUGGAACUCGAAUUCAUGUUUACACUUUUGUGCAGAAAACAGCAGGACAGCUUCCCUUUCUGGAAGGUGAGAUUUUUGAGUCUGUGAAGCCAGGACUCUCUGCUUUUGCAGAUCAACCCAAGCAGGGCGCUGAGACUGUUCAAGAACUCUUGGAUUUGGCCAAAGACUCAAUCCCGAAAAGUCACUGGAAAAGGACCCCAGUGGUUCUGAAAGCAACAGCUGGACUGCGUUUACUGCCAGAACAGAAAGCCCAAGCUCUGCUCUGGGAGGUAGAGGAGAUCUUCAAGAAGUCACCUUUCCUGGUCCCAGAUGACAGCGUUAGCAUCAUGGAUGGGUCUGAUGAAGGCAUAUUAGCUUGGGUUACUGUGAACUUUCUAACAGGUCAACUGCAUGGCCAUGGCCAGGAUACUGUGGGGACCCUUGACCUGGGGGGUGCCUCCACCCAAAUCACGUUUCUACCCCAGUUUGCGAAAACCCUGGAACAAACGCCUAGGGGCUACCUCACUUCCUUUGAGAUGUUUAACAGCACUUUUAAGCUCUAUACACAUAGUUACCUGGGAUUUGGAUUGAAAGCUGCAAGACUGGCAACGCUGGGAGCCCUGGAAACAAAAGGAACUGAUGGACAUACAUUUCGAAGUGCCUGUUUACCAAGAUGGUUGGAAGCGGAGUGGAUCUUUGGGGGUGUGAAAUAUCAGUAUGGUGGCAACCAAGAAGGGGAGAUGGGCUUUGAGCCCUGCUAUGCAGAAGUGCUGAGGGUAGUGCGAGGAAAACUUCACCAGCCGGAAGAGAUUCGGGGAAGCUCCUUUUACGCUUUCUCCUACUACUAUGAUCGAGCUGCCGACACACACUUGAUUGAUUAUGAAAAGGGCGGUGUUUUAAAAGUUGAAGAUUUUGAAAGAAAAGCCAGGGAAGUGUGCGAUAACUUGGAGAGCUUCACCUCAGGCAGUCCUUUCCUAUGCAUGGAUCUCAGUUACAUCACAGCUUUAUUAAAAGAUGGCUUUGGCUUUGCAGAUGAUACCCUCUUAAAGCUCACAAAGAAAGUGAACAACAUAGAGACGGGCUGGGCCCUGGGGGCCACCUUUCACCUGCUGCAGUCUCUGGGCAUCACCAGCUGAGGCUACCGUGUCCUCUGAAGCCUGCAUUUCUCAAAAACUUUGUUUUACAAGAAGGAGAGGACUCAGGCAUUUUCUGAACAAUUCUGGAGAAAGCCUGGACUGAAACCCAUUAACUGGCUUUAUUGGAAGGGAAGGGGUUUUAUAGAUGAGUCUUGCCCUUGAGCCUCGUGAUUUGGGCUUACUUAAUUUUGCACAUCUACUGUGAACAGCUCCCUAACCACUUGGCAGGUGCACAGCUGGCACAAAAGUAUAAAUCUUUUGAGAUUUUUUUGUAUGUCAGAGUCCUGUGAAGAAAAAAGAAUAGGCUUGGAACUCCAUGUUAGAUUGAGAGUUCAGAGACAAGUCCCUGGGAACCAAAGAAAAAUCUCAUUUCAACCCUUGGAGUGCCUCAUUCCUUUGAGUGUUUCAGUCUUUUGCUUAUAAGCUAAAUUAAGCUGACCUACUGAAGUCCCAUAACCUAUCAAUACUGAUACUUUUUCUUCUUCCCACCCUUACACAUUCCCUACCCUAAAACCCAAGGUGAGAACUAUCUGGCUUUGCAUUUCCAUCUGUAAUUCAAAGAGAAGGGAAAAAAAGACACUAUAUUAGAAUUUGUGUGACCCUAUGACACAAUUUAGAGCUUAGAGUGGCCCUGGGUAUUUUAUUUUUAGACAGAGGUCAUGUUACAUUGCUCUGGCUAGCCUGGUACUGUGUAACCCAGGUUGCCUUGAAUUGUCAAUUCUCCUGCCUCAGCCUCCUGAGUCUUGGGUUACAGGUGUGAGCCGUCAUGCUCAUGUCAUGUUAAAUCUCACAAGAUGAGCGUGCACCUCUCACCUGUGCCGACUAGAGCUGUGAGGAGGGCCGUCCCAUCGAGAGGGCAGUUGCAGACCAUGACUGCUGCCCGGUUACCACCUUAUUCUCAUGGUCCUAAACUUAGCAUCUUUCUAUUUCUGUGAAAUACAACUGCACCCUAGUUUUGGUCUGUGGUUAGAAGUUAAGUGUGUGUGCUGUUGAGUCUAAAGAUAAUCAAUGCUUUCAGUUUGUCCUUUUGGGGGUUGGGGUGUGGAAAGUGCUGGAGAUUGAACCCAGGACUUUUUGCAUGUUAGGCACAAUGUGCUACCACUAUGCUUUAUAGUAGUGCUUUCUUGCCUGGGCCCUUGCUGAUUUUAGCCACUGUUUUCUGAAUUUAUUGUCUCCCUCAGGAUUUCAUAUCCCUUACCACUGAUACCCAACAUUUGAUUUGAUUGAUUCUUUCGGCCCAUGUCAGAACAAGGACUACCAUUUCUAGAGAACCAUGUUUUUCCUCUCGGGACUCUGUUUUGAGGUUGAACACAGAUCAUCAUGCAUGCUAGGCAUGGGUGCUCUACUACAUUAUAAAGUCAUUAUCUUAAGGUUUUCUGCCAGGCAGAAUUAAAGGUGGCACACACCUUUAAUUCUAGCACUUGGGAGGCAAAUCUCUGAGUUCAAGGCCAGCCUGGUCUAUAGAGCAAGUUCCAAGACAGCCAGGGCUACAGAGAGAAACUCUGUCUUGAAGGAAAAAAGUCAUGUCGUUUCUUGUGUGACUGUCAUUGCUUUGCCUCCUACUCGGUUCUGGACUUGAAACAUUGCCGGCUGCUCAGCAGCUCUGUCAUAGCAUUUCCCCUUCCUCUUUGCUUUCCAGUUUUCAGCUCCCCUAACUUGAAAUUUUCGGUCACCCCCUCUUCCUUCCACUCUUCAUAAAGGAUAUGACUAUGCCUGGCUCCAUGGCAGUCCCCAGGGAACCGUCUUUUUUAAGCCAUUACAUUGAGUCAAUAAGUAUUACCAUCUGCUGUGUAUAAAUAGUAGGCAAAUUUGUAUAUUCUUCCCAAUUUUAGGGGUUUGUUUUGAUUAAAUGUGGAAUUUCUUCAGACUUUGA